AUGGCCGGCGGCGUCAAGCGGCCAGUUAACAUCUUCAAGCUCAGAAACCUCGGCGAGCCGAAGGAAGUCUUCAACUGGAGGCUUUGGUUUGCCGUGCUCUCCUUCUCACUCCUGGGCGCCGCUCGUGGUGUCGAUGAAGGUCUCAUCAGCGGCGCCUUCAACAGCAAGCACUUCCAACAGAGCAUCCACUUCAGCUCAUACGCCGAACUUGAGCAGGCAAACAUCAAGGCAAAUGUCUCGGCCAUGGUUCAAAUCGGCUCCGUUGGGGGUGCUCUCAUCGCCUUUUUCGUCUGCGACAGAGUCGGCCGGAUCCGGGCCACGCGCCAGCUCUGCGUCCUGUGGAUUGUCGGAAUCGCCGUCUUCAUGUCGUCCAACGGCAACCUUGCGGCUAUCUACGCAGGACGGUUCAUCGCUGGGCUCGGCGUCGGCCAGACCCCCGUGGUUGGACCCGUCUACAUCGCCGAGAUCUCCCCUGCCUGUAUCCGCGGCCUUUGUACUUGUCUAUUCACUGGCUUCGUCUACCUCGGCAUCGUACUCGCCUACUUCACCAAUUACGGCUGCCAAGUCAACUUGGGAGACACCGCCGCAGCCCGGUGGCUUGUCCCAACCAGUCUCCAUAUCAUGUUUGCCAGCCUCAUCUUCGUCCUCUCGUUUUUCCAGUCCGAGUCCCCACGAUACCUCAUCAUGAAGGGACAGCAUGACAAAGCGGUACAAACCAUGUCCCGACUACGGAAACUGCCGCCGCAUCACGAGUACGUCGUGUCCGAGAUCAGCGCCAUCACAGCCGCCUACCACGAGGAAACCGAAGCAACAAAAACCCUCGGCUGGCUGGGCACUCUCAAAGAGGCCUUCGCAAACCCAGGCAACCUCUACCGCGUCUCCCUGACCAUAUCAGCGCAGAUGCUCUCCCAAUGGUCCGGCGCAGGCUCCAUCACCCUCUACGCCCCCGACCUCUUCCACCUCGUAGGCAUCUCCGAUACCAACACAAGCCUCCUCGUGACAGCCGUCUUCGGCAUUGUAAAGCUACUCGCCGCCGUCAUCUGCGCCCUCUUCCUUGUUGACGUCAUCGGCCGCAAACGCGCCCUCCUCCUGGGCAUUGCCUGCCAGGCCGUGGCCAUGGUCUACGUCGCCGGGUUCCUGACGGCCGUGCCCCAGCGGGCGGGGCAACAUCAACACAACAAAACAACUGACGCGGCAGGACAAGCCCUAAAGGACUCACGCCUAGCAGCAGCGUCCAAGGCUGCUGUGGCCAUGAUCUACCUCUCGGGCGUCGGCUGGGCUCUGGGGUGGAACAGCUUCCAGUACCUCGUCGUGGCCGAGCUGUUUCCCCUGCGGAUCCGGGCGUUUGCCGCGUCCCUGGCCAUGACGUUCCACUUUGCGAAUCAAUAUGGGAAUGCGAGAGCCGUGCCGAAUAUGCUGCUGCCUGUUCAUGUUGCCGGCGGCGUGGGCGGCGGUCUCUCGCCCCAGGGAACCUUUUGGUUCUUUGCUGCCGUGACGGUGUUGGGUGGGGUGUGGGUGUGGUUUGCGGUGCCGGAGACGGCGGGGAGGGGGUUGGAGAGUAUGGAUCGAUUGUUUACGCUGCCGUGGUACAUGAUUGGGAGGUAUGGGAACAGAGAGGCUGAUGGGGAGGAUGGGGUGGAGAGAGGGCGGGUUGGCGAACGGGAAAGUAAAUGA
This is a messenger RNA of Parathielavia appendiculata, 1674 nucleotides long. RefSeq names its product general substrate transporter. The record is from RefSeq and is a predicted model, not a curated record. Lineage: Eukaryota; Fungi; Ascomycota; Sordariomycetes; Sordariales; Chaetomiaceae. The coding region runs from base 1 to 1674 and encodes 557 amino acids. Gene Ontology annotation, biological process: transmembrane transport; carbohydrate transport. The transcript has 2 exons. Gene Ontology annotation, molecular function: carbohydrate:proton symporter activity. Gene Ontology annotation, cellular component: membrane.